AGACGACAUGCCCUUUCUGGGUUCAGAUGUUCUGGAGAAUCAUUUGAAUUCUUGUUCAAGACGUCAGCUCUAUGGUUGAGGUUUCCGACCAGGAGGGACUGGAACUCCUUUCCCAGCUGCAGGAAAACAGUUGACAGUGUCCCUAUGUUGACUCGUUGAAAGAAAUAUAAAUAUGGCCUUCUACAAUUAUAAAACAGUCUUAGCUAUUGCCUGGACAAGAUUCCCUAGCCAUUUUGUCCUGCCUACCAGCUCUUCUUAUUCCCCAUCAUUUGCAUUUCUUCACUUGCCAGAUUCCCAUUUAAACAAAACCUAUAUGAAGAACUAUGGAAGCAAAAAGUACUCCCAUCCAAGUCAGUCAGGCAAUAAAGUACUUCAUUUACGAGCCAGAAUCUUCCAAGAGCUGCACACUUCGACUUGCUGGUUGCAGGAGGUCCCCAAUAAACAUCAGCAGGAGCAAACAGCAAAGAAGCCUCAGGUGCCAAGCCCUCAGCCCACGAAAGAAGUGGGCAUGAAGAUUAAGGAAGGAAAGCGAUCUUAUAGACAAAUAAUUAUGGAUGAACUGAAAUAUUAUUACAAUGGAUUCUAUUUGCUUUGGAUUGACACCAAAGUUGCUGCCAGGAUGGUUUGGAGGCUGUUGCAUGGACAGGUGCUGACCAGACGAGAGAGAAGAAGGGUAGGCAAGAGUCAUAUUUGAGAAAGAAAAUGUAAAAUUGAAACGAACUGUUGAUGAACCAACUUUUAAAUUCCUCUGAAAAAAUCCCAGAGUAGGAAUAGUAAUUCACGGUGAGAACCAGAGUUUCUGACUUAUCUGCAACCGACUUGCUGUAUACCUGUAGAUGGGCUCUUAAAAUAUGUGUAUAGUUGCCCAUGGAAUGGUUAUAAUUGUGUUUUCUAAUUUCUCCAAGGGGUUGAGAGGCUUCAAGUUUGAUCUGUGCAUCUGGAGUAGAAACUGCUGUUAAUGUAUUAAGUAUAUGCAUUUGAAAAACCAAUUGUAAGAGAUACCAUGUUAUUAAAGUACUGACUUAGAUGAAAGCUCA
Molecule: messenger RNA, 1037 nt
Organism: Bubalus bubalis (water buffalo)
Lineage: Eukaryota; Metazoa; Chordata; Mammalia; Artiodactyla; Bovidae
Product: LETM1 domain-containing protein LETM2, mitochondrial-like
Exons: 3
Coding region: 173-694 (173 amino acids)
Biological process (GO): intracellular monoatomic cation homeostasis
Cellular component (GO): mitochondrial inner membrane
Source: RefSeq, a predicted model, not a curated record